AUGCGAACUGAGUUUUUGGCUUUGAGGCAGGAUAAUAUGUCAGUGGCGGAGUAUCAGCAGAAGUUUGAUGAAUUGUCAAGGUUCGCAGGAGUUUUGGUAGAAAAAGAGACAGAUAAAGUGUGGUAUUUUCAAAGGGGGCUUCGGGCCGAUAUUCAUGGAAGAGUUUCUUUGCUUGACACAGAGACCCUACCAAAACUUAUGACUAGAGCCCUUACAGCAGAGAGUGACUUAUCUGAAGAAAGGAGGGUUGCAGAGAAUCAAUACAAGAGGUUUAGGCCAGGACAAAGUAGUGGGAGUGGUUUACCUGCAAAGAGGGUGCACACUUUGACUCAAACAAAUGAAGCUGGGAGGCAGGCAUUGAGGCCGUGUCAGAAAUGUGGUCAACCUCAUUUGGCAAAGUACCAUUGUGAUGGUUCACUUCGAGUAUGUUAUAGUUGUGGGCAGCCAGGUCAUGUCUCCACCCAUUGUAGAGCUCAGGGUGAUGGAAGGAAUCAAAUACCUCAGGGUCAGAGGCAGUCAGUGCAUGGAAGUGGGCAUAAUCAGCAACGACGGUUUAAUAAUCAGGGGAAUCAUAGGCAGCAAGCUCGAAAUGGGGGUCAAGGACAGAGAAAUGUGACAGAGGGUCGUGUGUAUGCAUUGACUCAGCAGCAGGCUAAGGAUGUGCCAUCUAUGGUGCAAGGUACUCUUUCUAUUUCAAAUGUACCAGCUCGAGUUUUGUUUGAUUCUAGUUCUACCCAUUCCUUUGCUGCUCCUGGAUAUUUGUAUCAGUUACCUAUUGUUGUUGAGGCAUUAGAUGUGUGUGUUAUGAUGGUAGGAUUUUACCAAUAG
This is a messenger RNA of Rhododendron vialii, 828 nucleotides long. RefSeq lists its product as uncharacterized. The transcript has 2 exons. NCBI's taxonomy places the organism in Eukaryota, Viridiplantae, Streptophyta, Magnoliopsida, Ericales, Ericaceae. Gene Ontology annotation, molecular function: zinc ion binding; nucleic acid binding. The record is from RefSeq and is a predicted model, not a curated record. Bases 1 to 828 code for a protein of 275 amino acids.